Messenger RNA from Ficedula albicollis (Collared flycatcher), 606 nucleotides. RefSeq names its product pancreatic alpha-amylase-like. NCBI's taxonomy places the organism in Eukaryota, Metazoa, Chordata, Aves, Passeriformes, Muscicapidae. The transcript has 5 exons. The record is from RefSeq and is a predicted model, not a curated record. The annotation marks the transcript as partial.
AUUGACUUGGGUGGAGAGCCCAUCAAAGGCAGCGACUACUUUGGAAAUGGCCGAGUGACAGAAUUCAAAUACGGUGCCAAACUGGGGACUGUGAUCCGCAAGUGGAACGGAGAAAAGAUGGCCUACUUAAAGAACUGGGGAGAAGGCUGGGGCUUUGUGCCUUCCGACAGAGCCCUGGUCUUUGUGGAUAAUCACGACAACCAGAGAGGACACGGGGCCGGUGGAUCUGCUAUUCUAACCUUCUGGGAUGCCAGGCUCUAUAAAAUGGCAUCUGGUUUCAUGCUUGCCCAUCCGUAUGGGUUCACACGUGUGAUGUCGAGUUUUCGCUGGCCAAGAUAUUUUGAGAAUGGGAAGGACAUCAAUGACUGGGUUGGACCCCCAAGUAACGAGGAUGGCUCCAUAAAGCCUGUCACAAUCAACGAGGACACGACCUGUGGCAACGACUGGGUCUGUGAACAUCGCUGGCGCCAAAUCAAGAACAUGGUUAUCUUCCGUAAUGUGGUGGACGGUGAGCCUUUCUCCAACUGGUGGGACAAUGGCAGCAAUCAAGUGGCUUUUGGCCGUGGUAACAAAGGCUUCAUCAUCUUCAAUAAUGAUGACUGGUGA